AUGGGCAGCACGGCAUGGACCCACCACCUGGCCAAGUCCCAGCUCUACGCUGUGCUAUCCCAGGCUCUGCUCGGCGCUGCUGUGGGCGACGUCACCGUCGCCCGCAUGCCCGCAGGGAAAGGGGAUGCCCGUGUGCUGAGCUCCAGGAUUGCUCACCAGCAGCAGCAGCGGCAGCAGCAGCAGCAGCAGCAGCAGCAGUCAAGUCAGCAGGAGAAUUCAACCCAGCAGCAGCAGCAGCAGCAGCAGCAGCAGCAGCAGCAGCAGCAGUUGUUGGGAGUGGCAGUGGGUGGUGGUAUGCCCGGUCUGACAGGAUUGGCAAGAGCAAUGGAGCGGGAUGGUGCAGGGUCUUCCAGUGGGCGGCGCAGCAACAUCAGCGUUCUGGUGCGCAGUCUUUCCAAGCGAGAGGGCGUUGCUGGUGCCUCUGCCACUGACCUUCUCUCCUCCAUGUCCCGUAGCAAUUCCCGCCACGAACUGCCUGGAGUAGCAGCAGCAGCAGCAGCAGCAGCAGGAGGAGGAGGAGGAGCAGGAGUGGGAACAGCAGGCAUAGCCGAAGCGGCGGGGGGGGCAGCAGGGGGGGCUAUGAUAACUGUCAGCGGGGGUGGGGUGAUUGUGAGGAGUGGGUCCAGCUCGCAGGACGUACCAGUGCCACCACCUGCAGCAGCAGAGGCGACAGCAUGGGCCUCAGCCAUAGGCGCGUACAGCCUCGCUAGAAGCAGCUCGCGCCGCGAGAUCGUCCCCGACUCGCCACACGCCCCUGUUUCCAUGGGAAACCCCGGCCUGUUUUCUCGAAGCAGCUCACGCCGCGAGAUCGUCCCGGACUCACCCCGGCCCGUAUCAGGGGGACUAGGAGCGGUGCUAGCAGCAGGAGUACCGGGAACGCCUGUGACCCGGCCCGGGAUAUCUCGCAGAGAGAUCGUACCCGACUCACCUCUCACCUUCUCCAGGAGUGCUUCUCGCCGCGCUGCUCCUGCAGACUCCCCCGCUUCUUCCGCCCUCUCCACCUCCCCCUCUGCUGCUGGGCUCCCCAGCUUGCCCGGCCCCGGCAGCCUGGGCGGCUUCUCCUUGUCCCGUAGCGGCUCCCGCCGCGACCUCUCAGGUGAAUUCUCAGGUGUUUUGCCGGUCGUGCGGCAGUCCAUGUCGCGAAGCUCGUCGCGGAGGGAGAUCGUGGCGGAGAUCGAAGGGGAGCUGGCAGCGGCGGGGCUACCAGGGUCGCUUUCCCGCUCCCUCUCCCGGUCGCUCUCUCGGAGCGCGUCGAGGAGGGAGCGGUGGAACGAUGGGAGUAGUCACUUUGGAGGAGGGGUUGUGGAGGCUGAGGUGGUGUCUCGUGCUGAGUGGCCGCCCCGGCUAGAGGACCAUGUCACCUGGGCUGCUGCUGCUGCUGCUUCUGCUGAUCGCCACCUGGCGAUCCUGGUGCGCGUGGAGGCGCACAGGAGGGAGGACUCGCUCAGGCUUCUGCUGAGAUCCGAUGCCGUGCAGGACAUCAUUGCUUGGCUGACCUCGCCGCACUGGUAA
This is a messenger RNA of Closterium sp. NIES-65, 1512 nucleotides long. NCBI's taxonomy places the organism in Eukaryota, Viridiplantae, Streptophyta, Zygnematophyceae, Desmidiales, Closteriaceae. The record is from the annotation of a GenBank genome assembly.